Molecule: messenger RNA, 7701 nt
Organism: Salvelinus sp. IW2-2015
Lineage: Eukaryota; Metazoa; Chordata; Actinopteri; Salmoniformes; Salmonidae
Source: RefSeq, a predicted model, not a curated record
AUGGGUAUCGUUUUCAGACACACAACAUUAGCUAACCUCUUCGUUUUCUCUUGCAGGAAGAAAAAAAACAAGGAAUCUCACAAUGCAGUUGAGAGACAGCGAAAAGAGAAGAUCAACGCUGGAAUUAACCGUAUUGGGGACCUUCUACCCUGUUCCCAGGCACUGAAGCAGAGUAAGAACAUGAUCCUGGACCAGGCCUACCGUUACAUAAUUGAGCUACAGAAACAAAAGGACGCCAUGCUUCUCAAGGGAGGAGACCUAGUACAAGCUGAGGAGAUCCGGCGGCUGCGGCAUCAGCUGGACGAGCUGCGGAAGGAGAGCGGCCAUUACAUUGAGCUGCUAAAAGCCCACGACAUCAACUUCCUGGACGACCCCACUGUCCACUGGAAGGGCAAGUUGCGCUGUGCAAAGGUUGCCAAAGUAACGCCCACUCACCAGCUCCCCAAAAGAAUUAUUGUCUACUCCAAUGGGAAUGUGAUACGCCCAGCAGGAAAGGAACCUAGUCCAGCCUCCGAUCAGGGGAAGCAACAUGCUGAGGCUGUGAUUGUUCAGUCAUCUUGUGACAUUACAGCAGGGGUAAGGGUGAACAGGGUUCUUAAGCACGUCAGCGUCCCUUCCUCUGCCCCUCCGCUCCUCCCUGGGGCAACCCUUGCCCCUACAGUGUCUAUACCUGGCAUCAGGCUGGUGGAACAGUGUGUAGCAGAGGCACCUUCAGCCCCAAAACUGCCGCCCUCUGUGUCCUACUUCACCCUCCAGGGUCUCUGCCCUCUCCCGACUGUCACCACCGCCUUGCCACAGCAGCCCCAGCCUGCCACCCCAGCCCCUAGUCUCACCGUCGCAGCCAGUCUGGCCACCCAACUCCCUCUCCAGCCUGUCCCCAGCCUUACAGCCCUUCCCCAGGUUAUAACCACCCAGAACACUGCCAGCAGGACUCUGAGUUAUACGACUAUCCCCAGCAGCUCAACCCUCCUCAGGGCCAGUGCAGCAGGGAGCACACAGACCACCUGGACUACCCUACAGCUGGCUGGGAACACAGUGCAACCUGUCUGCCAGUCUCUCUCCACACAGGAGACUAGCGCCACUGGGCAGCAGGUGUCCGUAUGCCCCACAAGCACUAAACCAUCAGUUCAACCCAUUCAUAUUCAAAUGAGGCCACAGGUACCCAUACAGCCCCAGGCACCCAUCACUGCCCAUAUCCAAGCCCAGCCCCCCAUACAGAGGACACCCCAGCUACGGCCAGCUAUCCUUGCCCAGCACCAGCCUCAGCCAGUCAUGGCCCCCAAGCCACAGUGUGCCAUCCUCCCUCAGUCAGCCAUAAUGCCCCAGCCUGCUGUGGUAGCCCACUCAGCUAUGAUGUCACAACCUCAACCUGCUGUACUACAACAGGCAACAGUCCUCCCCCAUCCACAGACUGCCCUGAUGAAUCAGCCCCACCCCCAGACAUCUGUGAUGCCCCUCCUCCAGACCAUGCAAGUAUUGCAAGUAAACCCUGCAGGGACAACGGUUGCUAGGGUAACGGCUCCUCAGAACACUAACAACCCGAAUGUUGUCAUCCUACAGCAGACUAAUCCCUGCUCAGCCCAGUCGGUUGUCAGGGAGGACUUAACCAAUCAGACGCCUUGCCAGCACAUCGUCAUCAUCCAGGCCUCCAAUCAGCCUCCACCUGCUCCUCCUCAGAACCCUCAGGUUGGCAUGGUGCCCACUACAGCACCUGUCAUGCCCAAUCAGAUUGUCGCAACCAGCUGCCCAACUUCCACCACUGGGCAACAGAUAUUUGGGGGUAAACAGUUGGUCCACAUUCUACCCCGUCCUGUCCCUCAAACCCAGGCCCCCCCGGUUCCCCCGACCCCUCAGACCAUCACUGUGAACGGCCAGGUGUUUUCCCUGCAGCCCAUGAAGACCUCGGAUAAGUAUGGUUCUCAGGGUGGCCAGAGCAGUCUCCAGCUGAUCCAGCCCACCACUGUUGAGGAGCCCACCACCAACGUGGCUCUGCACACCCUGGGAGCCCUCAGCAGUCUCAACCAGAGCAUCUCACAGGGCAUGCCGCCAUGCAUCUCCACCCAGAGUAACGUCCAGCUGACCCUUGCCCCACCAUCCUACUCUAUAGUGCCACAACAGCCAUCUUCUGUCCCGGUUUCAGCAGCUCCACACAGUUCCCCUGUCAGUCAGAUCUCGAUCCCCAGUGUGACUCCACCCAGAACAGGUCUGGAGGUGGGUACAGGGAAGGCCUCGCGGAGACAGCCUGGCACAGCUUCAAUGCCCAGAGCUAAGAGAGCCACCACCAAGAGGACCAAGUUGGUUAGGAAGAAGGAGCCUAAACAGGGACAGACUAGUCGUACUGUCACCAUUGCAGCCAAGCCAGUGGCUGUAACAGGGGACCGUCAGGAACAAGAGGCCACUGUGGCUCAGGGAAUCCCAUCCUCUGCUGCUGGGACAGUACAGCCAAAGCCUGGCCCUGUCAGCACCACAGUGAACACAUCCUUGGUUAGUAGUAUUGAGGCUUCCACACAGAGCAGACCUGUGAGUAGUGUUGGCUCUCCACAGUCCACACCUAAAGAUGGUAGUGUCAAUGCUGCUACACAUAGUGGGCCAACUGUCUCCAGUGCAUGCACAACACAGAGUAGAACCUCUGUGGCAAAUGCCACUAGUGUCACUCCGUGUACAUCAGCAGUCGGUAUCAGCUCCACACAGAGUCAACUCAUUAUCACUAGUGUUGUGAGUCUAUCUGCAGUCACCACUAUCACGUGUGCAGCAGAUACGCCUACAGUCAGUGCUAUUGUUUCUUCCCAGAGUAAACAACCUGCUGUCGCCCCUAGUGACAGCUCCACUCACCUUAGACCUAUAGUCACACAGAACAGACAGCCUGUUACUACUACUGUCAACACUGUGCAAGCUAGAUUAGCUGCUACCAAUGGCAGUUCUAGACAGAGCAGAUCUAUGCUGACCAGUGCCUUUUCCACAGAGACUAGAUCCACAUCUACGGGUGUGACGUCGUCAGCAGCAUGUCGACCCUCAGUCAGCACUGUAAGCUCAAUAGAAAGUACACCAAUGGUGUCUCUCCAGUCUGCUCAGCUCACCUCAUCAAUGGGUCAGACCAAGCCAGCUAACAGCCAGGAGUCUCAGCCUACAACCCAGACCCAGUCCCAGCCUGUGGCUUUUCCCUCGGUCCCCUCCACUCCAACCCCCUGCUCCGGUGCACUGUCUUUCUCUUCAACCUCUGUAACAGUCCCCAUGACCAUGCCAUCAGAAUACAGGAAGCGGGUCACCUGUAAUAGACCCUCGAACCAGCAAAUGACCAUCCCCACUUCCACCCCCAAACCAUCCCAUCGUGCUGAGCUGAAAGUGACAGCGGUGUCAGGCAGGGAGAAGGAGCCUCAGGCAGAAGGCCACCCCAGCGCAGCGAUGGAGAAAGGGAGUGUGAGGAGUAAUGCAGCGCCCUCUAGAAAGGACUCCACUCUCCCACAGCAGGUGUACACACUAGACAACGAGGCCCCGGAUCAGCCUCAGGCUCCCAGCAGACAAACUGACUCACCCAUGUCUGGUGGAGCAGGUGGCGUAAUGGGCUUCUCUGUGGCGUCCAUGCUUCCUACUGGCCACAGUGUCAGUUCCUCGCCGAGUCAUUUUGGACCGUUUACUUUUACCACAGAGCAGGCUGAUAUCCUGGCUAUGUUGGAGCAGGACAGUCCUGGGAGGAGGGUGGGGGGCUGCACCGUGGACAACCCCACCGGCUCCACAAACAACCCAACGCCUGCAUGGGAACCCAACCCCAAGUCCCAGCAAGCCUCCAGCAGCAAAGAGAGGGGGGCUGGACAACAGACGAAGCUCACCAAACAGAUGGAGACUCCAGRGGCUAAACCCCCAUCACAGGUGUCUGUUAGGGGCCAGGCUGGAGAGGUAGCAGGCAGUGCAGCCAGCGGAGCCAGACAUCCACAGAACCUCUCCUACUCCCAGUCCCAAACCCAGGCCCAGUCUGGUACUGCCAGCACCCUCAGUGUCAACAACCUGAUCCGGCCCAGCUCCCGUCAGCAGCAGGCCUACCCAGGCUCCCCCAGUCUGGCUGGGCAGCAGGGCUCAGUCCCAUCCCCUGCGGGGAACUCAGUCCAUGUCUCCCAGCCCUCCACCCCUGGCCUUCCUCCCUGCUCGGGCUCAGUCCAGCUGAACGAGUACACUCCCCUUAAGAGUGCCCAGAUGAGGCCCCAGGUGGGGGUGGGUGAGCCACGACACAUCAAGGACGUGUCCAAGCGGCCAGCCCAGGACGAUGUGAUGCUGUCCAGCAGUAACAAGCGACAUAAGACCUGCCCAUCGGCCUCCAACGUGGGAUGCAUGGAGGUCAAACCCCUGGACCACAGCCAGAUGAUGGUACCCCAACUUCCCCCUACCUCCUCAUCCAUCAUGACCAGGAUCAACCCUGAUGGAGUUGGCACCCUGUUCUCAGGCAACACCUUCAUGAGUACGGUGCUUAGACCCACCGAGAGCCACUGUACCCCCCAGCUGCCCGUACAGGAACACAACCAACCAGGUGUGCUCCACCUGCCUCAGGGCCACCCCCAGCAUGGUGCACCCCAGCUGGGCCAACACCUCGGGGGGAACCCCUACCUGAAGCAGCAGCAGCAGCAGCAACAGGAGCACCAGAGGCACCACCUGUACCAGCUCCAGCACCACCUGACCCAGCCUGACCCUGCACAGCUCCACAGCCUCCACCAGAGGGCGCUGCAGCAGGAGCAGCACGUCCAGAAGAAGCGGGUGCUGGUUGGAGGGGGUCAUGGCGGCCCUCCUGUGGGCCUGCAACAGAAACAACACCACCUGGAGAAGACUGGAGUUCAGCAGCAUCAUCAACAAUCACACCAACAACACCAACAACAGUCUCAACAACAGCACCAACAGCAAACACACCAACAGCAGCAGCACCAACAACAGUCACAACAUCAACAGUCUCAUCAGCAACAGCACCAACAGCAAACACAACAGCAAACACAACAGCAACACCAACAACAAGCCCAGUCACAGCAACAUCAUCAACAACACCCUCAACAGCAGAGCUCCCACUCCAGACACCAGCACCUCCAGCAGCAACAGAUCCAGCAGCAGCAGCAACAACAACAGCAGCAGCAGCACUUUGGGUCGCGGCACCAGGAGAAGAGCUGUGAGGGCCAGCCAGGACCAGCAGGACCCAGAGCUCACCACAGCAGCCACCUGGCCCCGCAGGAACACCUCAAGUCUGGUCAGGACCACAGUACCAUGCAGAGGCUGAUGAGCUCUAGGAACCUGGAGCAGCAACUGACUUCCCAGCCCAGCAACCCUGCCUCUCGGCCCUCCGACCUGGGCUGUGCCCCCUCGCGCCAGGAGCGCCACCGGGUCUCCAGCUACUCAGCAGAGGCUCUCAUUGGGAAGAGUUCCUCCACUGGUGAGCAACAGCAGCGCAUGGGGCUCCAUCUCCAGGCCACCCGCGGUACUACACAGGAGCAACCAGACCUACGGGGCUACCUGGACACAUCCAGAGUGAAGGGCAACGUCGCACAUAACCCUCAGAGCAGGCUGCCCCCAGAGCACCCUGGUUCUGCAGACGUCCAGAGGAUUUCUGAGUGUCCUCCGUUUAAAACGCUGAGCGGUGCUGGAGGGGGGCAUCAACUGGGGGGCUUCGAGGUCCAGGUGUCCCGUGGCGGGGACAUGACGCCUAAAUCAGGUCCUUCCUCUCAGAGAGGCCCUCAGGGGCAGCAGGGUGGCUUCCGAAUGGGACCGGGGCCUCCAGGGGAUGGGCGACCCCGUGGUGGGUACAGUGUACCCCAUCCUGGGACACAGGGGGUGCAUAUUGGUGCUCCAGGGCUUCCUCUGGACCAGGAGGGGUGUCAACAGAGCUUCAUGCAGAGUCUCCUGGAGCAGACCAACCACCAGAGGGCAGUCCAAUGCUGUCCUCCGGUCAGUAUGGAGUACGGCUGUGUGCCUGGCAGCUCUGCAGGGGACAUGCAGGCUAAAGCAUCCAGCCCCAGUGUUCCUUCCACACAGAAGGCCUCAGCUAUGAGGCUUGGGGAGGGCAACAAGGGCCACAUCCCUCAGGGUAGUGGGAACAUGGGUGCCCACCCAGGGGUACGGACAGGCCUCCCCCACCCCCCUACCCCCCACAGCAGCUCGGAGCCAGGCCGCACCCCUGCCCCCUCCAGACCCCCCACCUCAGUCAGCCAGCGCUCCCGCCACAUCACCCAGGAGACAGCCCCUACCCCCCACAGCAGCUCGGAGCCAGGCCGCACCCCUGCCCCCUCCAGACCCCCCACCUCAGUCAGCCAGCGCUCCCGCCACAUCACCCAGGAGGCCCAGAGCGGGAAGCUGAGGCCUGGGGAGCGACCACGGUCAGGCAGCCUGAGACCUGGGAAUCCCUUUGAGCCUGACGUCCACCUGCUGGGUCGACCACAGUCAGGGAGUGAGGCGCGGCGCAGCAGUAUCGUCCGCUUUAUGGCAGACAAUGCCCAGGUUGCUGGGGACAACAACCUUGUGCCUGACCAACACCUGGCCCAGAACUUUGGCUUCCCCUUCAUCCCGGAAGGAGGGAUGAAUCCCCCUCCUCCUAUCAACGCCAACUCUACCUUUAUCCCUCCUGUCAGCCAGCCCAACUCCUCCCGCCCCUCGGCCCUGCUACCCGUAGAGCCCCAGAACACCUUACCCUCCUUCUACCCCUCCUACCCCUCUGCCGCCCACCCCAGCGACAUACCCCUCCAGUACUUCUCCAACCAGAUGUUCACCAGCCCCGGCACCGACAAGAGCAGCUCUGCUCCCCUCAACAACCGCUUCGGCUCCAUCCUGUCCCCCCCGCGCCCCGUAGGGUUCGCCCAGGCCAGCUUCCCCCUACUCUCAGACAUGCCCCCUAUGCCCAUCAGCAACUCCUCUGGCAUUACCCCACACCUGUCCAACUUCAGCCUCACCUCGCUGUUCCCAGAGAUCGCCACAGCAAUGCAGCCUGAUGGUUCUGCCAUGCCCAUGUCCCCCCUGUUGUCUCUCUCCAACACUUCCUCUGCAGACUCGGGCAAACAGCCCAACCGCCCCGCCCACAACAUCAGCCAUAUCCUGGGGCAUGAUGGGAGCUCUGCCGUGUAGCUAAGGGGACUUGAGGUGCCAACAUGGUAGUCAGGAAUGUUCUGUUUCCUUUCCAUUUCAUUGAGAAAUGUGUUCAACUGAAUUACGUGGAGAAAUGUCAUGGCCAAUUGAAUUGACAGGAGUUCCAACUCUUUUGUGUGGAUUGAAGCGGUUGUAAGGGCUGCUGAUCGGUUCUGUAUGUUAGCUGACUUGGUUGGUAUCAUGUUAUUAUUCAUGGUUAGUGAACCUACUCUCACAUUCAACUGUUUUCUACUUUGACUGCCUGUCAGUUCAAUUGAUACCUUAACAUGGCAUCGGAUGCCCGAGUUACUGAAGUCAUAGCAUUUCACUGAGCAUUCCCCUCCCAUACAUCUACGAUGGGGGAAAUAAAGCUUCUAAACCAUAUGGUUUGCAGAUGUGUCCAACGUAUCUGCUUGUAACAUGCUAUGAAGAGUUUUGUACUUUCAUUGACUGUGACAUUAACAUUGCACAACAUUCUAAAUGUAGUAACUUAAAAUCAUGGUGGCUGUACAGAACCAUUUGUGUAGAGCUAUUUUGUAAAUAUAUUUCUUAUGACAAUUGUUAGUAUAAUAUGUAUGUAUCUGUAAAUAAAUAAAGUUGAUUUAUUAACCUUUA